AUGAUGUCCAUUUUAAUCUGGCAACUAAUCAGCGUUAUCCUUGUUAUCGCUGCGGAAGAACGUAUGGAAAAAAUUUCACUCUACGUCGUCAUCUUCAAAAUCGAUCAACAUUUUUACGAUAUGGGAAUGAAAUUAAAUCAGGAACGAUAUCCUUGUAAUCGAUGUGGAAGAACUUAUGGAAAAAAAUUCACCCUACGUCGACAUCUUCAAUACGAAUGCGGACAAUUGCCGCAAUUUGUUUGCAAUUUCUGCUACAAGCGUUUCAAACGAAAAACACAUUUUCAGCAGCAUUUACAAAAAUUUAUCAUCGUUCAAAGGAAAAAACGUAUCAUCCGAAAGCCAGGGGAGGAGAACAAAUUGAUCUCCUGUCAUUGCGGUCAACAAUUCAGGCCAAAGGAAAUAUACAAACAUCAACGAAUCGAAUGUGACAAAACACAAAAAUUCAGCUGCUCAACUUGUGGUGAACGAUUUAAUUACAAAGAACAGUGGCGAAAACACGUGAUCCUGGGUUAUCGAAUUACCGGAGGUGGGGAAUUUUCAAUGCAGGACGUAAGAAUGCCGACAAAUUUACGAUAUCCAGCCCAACGGGGACAAAUAACGCCGAUUGAAGAUCAACAUUACAUGUGUGGCGAGUGUGGAAAGGGCUACAAGUGGAUGCACAAUUUACGACGUCAUCAACGUCACGAAUGUCAAAAAUCGCCAAAAUAUUUUUGCAAUUUAUGCAAUAAAACAUUUUACAGGCGAUUCACGACAUUCUUCAAUGCGAAUACAUCGGUGACUGACAGUUUCGCCUCAUCGCUGGACAUUUUUAACAAACAGAUCAAGAUUUUCAACAGCAAAUUAAACAAACCGUUCAAUUGUGGAAAAUGUGGAAAGGGAUUUGCUCUUCAGCGGACUAGGAAUCGUCACGCAAAAUAUGAAUGUGGAUUGCCGCCAAUGUAUCAGUGUCCGUAUUGCGUUGAUUUUCGAAAAAAGCAAACUUCAUCGAUUUAUGAACACAUUCGAAAGAAACAUCCGGGCCAGGAAAUUCGAGCCUUGAGUCUCAAGACAUAA
Leptopilina heterotoma is the source of this 1053-nucleotide messenger RNA. Its product is annotated as zinc finger and SCAN domain-containing protein 21-like. NCBI's taxonomy places the organism in Eukaryota, Metazoa, Arthropoda, Insecta, Hymenoptera, Figitidae. Bases 1 to 1053 code for a protein of 350 amino acids. The record is from RefSeq and is a predicted model, not a curated record. The transcript has 5 exons.